GUCUUAAUGACACAAUCGAAAUGUCCAAAUCAAAUCAAAAUUUCCAGUAACAAUUUUUAAAAAAGAAAACUAAAUUUUUGUAUUAAAAUGGCUCCCAAACACGAAGAGCCUUGUGAAAUAGCACACUGUUCCAGGUUUAUGGAUUCUUUAGUUACUUUCCUUAACGAGGCGGGAAUUUGUAUGUACCAAGUUAAGACAUGUUUUGGACUGACUCCCGGUUGUACUGCUGCUGUUAAAAUGAACGAUGAAGAGAAAGUUGAAAAGCUAAAUUCAAUAUUAAGUACAUUAAAGACUAAAUGUACAGAUGAACUCAAUAAAAGCCAUCAAGGUGGCAGGUGCGCUCCAACAUGUAGUACUUCUAUUAAUGCACAAAACACGUCAUCGGCCAAUCCCUCUUUUGCUCAGUCACCAUCUAGUCAUGCUUCAAAUUUUGGCGGAUUAUCUACUAUUGAAGGACCAAGUGGAUCUCCUUCAGGUUUUGGUGGAUUAUCUAGCAUUCAAGCAUCAAGACCACCACCCAGUGUGCCUCCUUUGCCCACCAGUGGAUACUUAAGAGGAAAUAUGCCGCAAACACCGUCAGUCCAAAAUUCCGUUAAUAGAAGACCUAUGACCCCAAUGAGCCCGCCUCAAGCACCCAGUUCGCCAGGACUAAAUCAGUCAAACGUUUCUGCUCCUCCUGCUCAGGGCAAAAAUGUUCUUAAUGUUGAUACCGAAAGCUGUGCAGAUGCGGAAGGAAAUUGCCCAAGUGCUACCCCAAAAAAAGCAAAUAAUCCACCAUCAGGAGAGCCACAAGUCCCAGUCCAAAGGCCAAAUCAGGAAUGCGAUCAAACUUGCUACGGUGUAGAACAUAGUGGAAUUAGCAAUGUUUCACCAAUUCGACCUACGAAUGCGACAGUGAGAUCACAUGGAAGACCAUCUCCAAACCAAAGCGCUCAUCAGAGUGCUUUUGGAUACGCUUCCCGUUUAGCGCAACCUCCAUCAAUGUCAGAGCGAUUUACAAGUGGAUAUCACAGUUUUCAAGCGUCCAAUGCAAGUGGUCGAUCAGCAACACCACAGGCUCGAUUUAAUCAAGAAUACUCUGACGAUUACGAAGACGAUGACUGUGAUUGCCCUGAAUCAUCUGCUGCGCCUAAUCCACCCCGUAGAUUUCCUGAACUACCAACAUUCCACGAGAGCUGGUCUAACGGCAAUUAUAGUGGUUAUCCAAGCUUAGGUUUCCGAAUUCCUGCUGUAAAUGAUCCUAGAACGCCUCCCGGUGGAAUUGGUCCAGCUAUAAUUGGACCUGAAUGGGGAUCAUUUUUUGAUAGUACUCGAAAUUCAAGUAAGAUGACUCCUAUUCCGUCAUAUUUGACCUGUCCUCCUGUAUGUGACGACACAUUUAUGAAUUCCAUAAUGGCAUCACGAGCAUCGCCGGGAAUGAACCGAUCUGCGGUACCUCGAAGCAGACCAGCUCCAAGACCUCCAAGUCGUGCUGGUGGAUGUGGUGUAGGGUGCCGACCUAUACAACCUCGUUAGUGCAAAAUUUUCAACUUAAGAAAAAAAGUAUAAGAAGUUUUAAAACAUUGUAAUAUUUAUAUUUUAUACGGUAUAAUAAAUAUAAUAUAUUGUGA
This is a messenger RNA of Anthonomus grandis grandis, 1610 nucleotides long. RefSeq lists its product as uncharacterized. The transcript has 16 exons. NCBI's taxonomy places the organism in Eukaryota, Metazoa, Arthropoda, Insecta, Coleoptera, Curculionidae. The coding region runs from base 88 to 1515 and encodes 475 amino acids. The record is from RefSeq and is a predicted model, not a curated record.